GUGCAGCUUAUGUCGUCUAUCGUCUAUCGAGAUUGAUAUAUAGGUCGGCGGAUAUAGGUGCCUGCUUACAUGCAUACAUCAGGUUGUGUCGAUGUGCGGUGUGUGCUACCGACUAUCCUGUCUACACGAAGGAGUGUGCGUGGUAAUUGAUAGACAAGCCGACUCUCGUGCCAUCAUCAUCAUCAUUAUCCUCCUUCUCGUCACCACCAUCCUCGCCCGGUUCGUAUUGUCGUUCCCCGUCCAUCCAUACCUAUAUCCGUUUCGUCAUACGUACGUACCUACCUAUGUGCCUACAUACAUGUGCGCUUUAAACAGGAUGGAGUGUGGAACCGGCGCCAGGGGGGAGCGUGCUGCCCAUCAAGUUUUUUGCCUUCUUUCAUUCCUGUUGUUCCUAUUGCCACGACCAACUUCUUCGUGUUCCAUUGUUUUUUCUGGCAUGAUUUUCUCUCUCUCUCUCUCUAAUGCAUACCUCGUGCAUACGUAUAUCCAUGCAUUCUCCUUUUUCUUGCCUCGCCUUGCCUCGCCUAGGGAGGGGAGGCCGCGGGCCUCGUCUUCUCGUUUAUGAGUAGCUUGGGGCUGAGCUGGCCGCGAUCGGUUUCGCCAGCGCGCGCUAGAGCACCGGGUUCCCGGCCCCACCUCCCCCCUAGUAGCUAGCCGUACCUACCUACCUAGGUAUAUCGCGGGGGGGAGGGUUUCUCUCAUUCUUUUCUUUUCUUUUCCUUCUCGCUCUUCGCCUCGCCCUCGCCCUCGCGCCGGCUGGCUAGGCGACGUCGCCGACUCGCGUCGACGACGGCGAGACCGGGCCAGGCUAGGAACUAGCGUAGGGCGCCUAGGAUGGAGCCUAGCUCGCGCCAGGGGAGGGCCAGGGGCGGGCGAGAUUCGUGUCCCGGUGGCGCGGGCGGACUACCGCUACCACCUGGUACUUGACACGGCGGUAGUGGUGGUCGGUGCAUCGUGUGGUGAAAGUACGGAAAGUAGGACUCAGUCGUAUGGGAGAAUGUGGGCUGGCGGCGGAGCAGCAAAUAUUGAGUACUGUCUUGGGUCGGGGUAGGUAAGGAGCACCGGCGAGAGUGAGUAUAUACGUAACAUAGGUACCUAUGCGUCUACGAGGCGCGUAUAUAGGAGAUGGCCAUAUAUAACAUCUCACAGGUACGCAUGGGGGCUGGAGAUACACAUACC
Messenger RNA from Durotheca rogersii, 1179 nucleotides. RefSeq lists its product as uncharacterized. The record is from RefSeq and is a predicted model, not a curated record. Bases 92 to 565 code for a protein of 157 amino acids. The transcript has a single exon. NCBI's taxonomy places the organism in Eukaryota, Fungi, Ascomycota, Sordariomycetes, Xylariales, Xylariaceae.